This is a messenger RNA of Salvelinus namaycush (lake trout), 2913 nucleotides long. Its product is annotated as collagen alpha-3(IX) chain-like. The coding region runs from base 1 to 2913 and encodes 970 amino acids. The record is from RefSeq and is a predicted model, not a curated record. The transcript is spliced from 36 exons. NCBI's taxonomy places the organism in Eukaryota, Metazoa, Chordata, Actinopteri, Salmoniformes, Salmonidae.
AUGUCUACAAUAAUUUCCUUGUUUCUACUGAGCUCGUCUGUUAGCGCUGCUGAUGAUGACGACGACGAUGACGAUACUAAUGAUGAUGUCGAUGAUGAUGAUGAUGAUGACAACGAUACUAAUGAUGAUGUCGAUGAUGAUGAUGAUGAUGACGACGACGAUACUAAUGAUGACGUUGAUGAUGAUGUCGAUGAUGAAAAAAGGAACUUACCACCUCAGUUAGAUCUCAACAGGUUAGAUGGGGACACGGCUGUCUGCCCUCCCAUGAGAAAUGGACAAGAUGACCUUCCAGGGUUUGAUCUGAUCACCCAGUUCCAGCUGGAUGUUAUUCCUCUGAAGGGGGUGAGGAAGGUGGAGGGCUCCACUCCUCUCCAGGUGGCAUAUCGCCUCGAUAGGGAGGCCAACUUCCAGAUCCCUACCAGGCUCAAUUUCCCCCGGGGUUUCCCUGACGAGUACUCCGUCAUGGUCACAUUCCGUAUGAUCAAGAACACGGUGAACAAGGUGUGGAACGUGUGGCAGGUGGUGGAUGAAGACGGCCGGAAGCAGGCAGGGCUCAGGCUGAAUGGAGACCAGCAGGCCUUGGAGUACUUCCUGAUGGGCCAGGAUGGCAACCUGCAGACCGUCACCUUCCCAGGGCUCUCUGUGUUGUUCAACACCAAGUGGCACAAGGUGAUGAUUGGGGUGGAGAGAGACCAGGUCACCCUGUAUGUGGACUGUCAGCCCGUGGACAAGAAGCCCAUCAAGGGGAAAGGCCCCGUCAACACAGAGGGAGAUACGCUUAUUGGGAGGCUGGAUACUGACGCUGAUGCUUCUGUUGUGUUUGAACUUCAGUGGAUGUUGAUCCAUUGUGACCCGAAGAGAGCCAAUAGAGAGAACUGCCAGGAGUUGCCUAUCACAGAGAUGUAUGCCAAUGCUGAGCCUGACCCCAAGCCUAUCCCUGGCCCUCCCGGUCCCACCGGCCCUGAGGGGCCCCGGGGGCCACAUGGAGAGGACGGCAGGGACGGUAGAGAUGGCCUUCCAGGUUCACCUGGCAGUGCUGGCACUUCUGGGGCCAAAGGGGACCAGGGGGAGAUUGGUCUUCCUGGACAUAGAGGCAUGCCUGGCCUACCAGGAGCUGCUGGAAUACCUGGCUCAAUGGGCCCAAGAGGACCUGUGGGUGAGAGAGGACUUCAAGGUUUUCCUGGGCCAGCAGGCUCUCCCGGACCUGCGACAGCUGGACCUCCCGGCCCACCUGGGAAAGCAGGAACUCCAGGAGACGAGGGGAACAUUGGGCCUGAGGGUGCCCCUGGGCCUAGAGGGGGUCUGGGUCUCCCUGGUCCCCCUGGUCUACCAGGACCACCUGGACCUGUGGGACCACCUGGGGCUGGCAAAGCUGAAGGGAGUGGGGAAGAUUGCCCUGCUGCCUGUCCAGCUGGACCACAGGGAAGCCCAGGGCUACCAGGGAUAAAGGGGCACAAUGGAUUACCAGGUGAUGAUGGAGCUGCAGGGGAAGCUGGACAAAAGGGUGAGCCAGGACCAUCUGGGGUGCAGGGCCUACCAGGCAAGAUGGGAGAUGAUGGACAAAGAGGUCCAAUUGGUUUUCCUGGUACUCUUGGAGAGAAAGGAGACAGGGGUCCCCCUGGUUUCAACGGCAUCCCAGGACCCACUGGACCACCGGGAUCUCCUGGUGUGGAGGGCAGUCGUGGACGUCAGGGUCUGGAGGGAGAAAAAGGUGAUGAUGGAGCGAUGGGUCCUCAAGGAGAUCAGGGUCCUGUUGGUGCAAAGGGAGACACUGGAGAGGCUGGCGUUCCCGGGACUGUUGGAGUCAGGGGUAAAGUUGGAAUUCCAGGGUUACCAGGAAUGCAGGGGCUAGUUGGAGCUGGAGGUGCCAAGGGUGAUACAGGAGAUGAAGGACCAGGAGGACCAAUCGGAGUUCCUGGGAAGACAGGGGCAACUGGACCAUCAGGAGAAGAUGGACAACCAGGAGACAAGGGAGCUUCUGGUGAGACAGGAAAGCAGGGACCAGUGGGGGUCACAGGUGAUACAGGCAUCCAGGGUGACAAAGGGGACAAAGGUGACACUGGUGAAAAAGGACUGAAAGGUCACACUGGAUAUAAGGGAGACCAGGGUCCUAUUGGUCCCGUUGGCCCAAAGGGAAGUGAAGGUGAUCCAGGUCUUACAGGAGAUUCUGGAGUCAAGGGAGACCAGGGUCCUCCUGGUGUUCCUGGACUCAAAGGACAGGUUGGAGAGAAGGGCAUAAAGGGAUAUACCGGGGAAGGUGGUAGACCAGGGCAGCCAGGUCAUGAAGGUUUGACCGGUCCCCAGGGAACCAAUGGACUGGAGGGAGAGAGAGGGUUAACUGGGUCACCUGGGCCUAGGGGCCUACCUGGUCCUAAAGUGAAUGAUAUUAAACUUCGAGAACUAUGCUCAGCAAUUGUUGAAGAACACUUGGCAGAGUUUAAGAAGGAGGUCCUGAAGAAACCAGCAGCGAUCGGGGCCCCUGGAUUGGCAGGACUGCCGGGCCCUCCAGGUCCCCCGGGGCCAGCAGGGACUGUAGGAGAGGCCGGCCCCAGAGGACUGAUGGGAAUGAAGGGACCACAUGGAUACUUUGGGUUACCAGGUACACCUGGAAAACAAGGUGACACUGGUAUAAAGGGGGAUACAGGACAUAAGGGACAAAAUGGAGUUGGAAUCCCAGGAAGUCCAGGCGAACCAGGCCCACAAGGUGUGGCUGGCAGCCCUGGCAUCGGGAAGGAUGGUAAAGAUGGAGCUCCCGGUAAAGACGGUGUUAAUGGUAGCCCAGGUGCCUCUGGUACCAGGGGAGCUACAGGAGCCCCAGGCUAUUGUGACCCCUCAAACUGUAUAGGCAGGCCCCCACCUCUCUACAUGAUGCAUGGGGGGAAGAAAUCCUCCAGCUACAGGAAGGGGCCGUGA